Molecule: messenger RNA, 1509 nt
Organism: Durusdinium trenchii
Lineage: Eukaryota; Dinophyceae; Suessiales; Symbiodiniaceae
Source: the annotation of a GenBank genome assembly
AUGGAACUCGACGAUUUGAACGCGGCGAUUUCUGGAUUUCAGGAUGGUUCUGUUCUAAGCGCACAGGAGAAAGCACAGUUUGUGCUGGCCGGUUUUGUGAAGGUGCGCCGGGCGCUGUCCGCCGCGGCGGUCUCGGCCGCCGGGCGAGCGGUUUGGGCCGCGGCGGAGCGCCAGGAAGAGGGCACAGCGGCCGAGGGCGACGACGUGGGGUGGAGUGGGCGGCCGAGUGCCUGGGAACGAGGUGAUGUGAUGAUGAAGCAGCAGAUUCCCAGUGAUUUGCUGCAGAACGCAUCUUCCUUGCAUGGGGCGUUGGAUGAUUUGCUGGGUCGGCGCUGGAGCAUGGAAGGCUUAGAGGACCUGGGCUGGGCGCCCAUGCGCUUUCCGGCAGCGCGCCUGCGCUGCCAGCGCCCGAGUGCCAAUGGGGCCUCUGGCUCUGGCUGGGGAGCAGUGGAAGCGACUCGUGUGGAGGCGCCAUGCCAAUAUCACUUGGAUGGCUCCUGGUAUCAGCAUCAUCUCUUUUGUCCACAACAAGCCAUCAUCGUCUGUGUGGUGCUCACGGACACCGCCUUGGGAGGUGCGGGCACCGCCGUGAAGUUGGCCUCGCAUUUCUACAUGGCUCAGUUGUUGGCAAGUGCGGGAGCUGCUGGGAUGGACCACGCCAGCCUUUGCAGCGAAGCACAGGCAAUAGACGUCCAGCAGCACCCAGAGUAUGAGAUCUAUUGCAAUGCUGGGGAUGUGCUGCUCCUACAUCCACAUUUGGCGCACAGCAGCACCACCAAUGUUCGCUUUGGAAGCGAUGUUCGCUUAGCUUUAACCAAGCGAGCCUAUUGGGUCACAGGACCCAGCAGCUCCCUCGGCGGUUUCAGCGGCGUCGCACCGGUGGAGCUGCCGCUGUCGUGGGCGGUCGCGUCGACGAGGACGGAGCUGCCAUGCCUGGUGCGCCGUGCGCAGGAGCUGCUGGCAGAGCGCGCGGAUGCGUCGGUGCUGCCGUGGCUCGAGCUCCAGGAGCUGACCUUCGAGGCUCGAGUUGCGACGGCGCAAGAGGUGGAUGCUCGACUUGAGGUGAGCAUCUCUGAGUCAGAUCUGGACCUGGGAGGCCUGCUAUUGAUGCCUCAGACUCUGGCGCAGCUGUGGAAGGUCGCGGCUGGCAGAGCCACUCGGGGCGUUGGUGCCGGGGACCAAGUGAGUGUAGAACGGGACUUGAACUUCAGCUUUGAGUCUCGGCUUUGCACGAUGUGGUUUGGGCCCAGCACCUUGGAGGGAAAGCGAGUUGCGCCUGACUUCAUCGAGCAUGUGGUGAAGGCAAUGCUAUGGGUGAUGGCGGUGUUGUGGGGGUUGCUGGCACUCGCAGCAGACAGUCUACGUGCCUUGGAGACCUUGUCCUUGAGCUCCAACGAGCUCAGCGAGACCAGCGUGGAGGCGCUGGCCGACGCCUUGGGGGUCGGCUCCUUGUCGGGGCUCCCCAGACAGAUGCGUUCGGCACUGCGGAAACGUGGCGCAGAGCGUUGA